GGUCUCUUCUUCCGGUGCACGAAGCUGCAGCGGACAGGCGCGAGAGAGCAGCGCGCACCUGCCAGGUGACCUCGCGACGCUGAGCACCUGGAGGAGCUGUCACGUGACGGUUUCUCUGAUUAAAAGCAGAAGAUGUUGAGGAGGAAACCAACUCGUCUGGAGCUGAAGAUCGACGACACCGAAGAGUUCGAGAGCAUCAAGAAAGAGCUCGAGGCCAGGAAGCGACAGCGAGAGGAGGCGGAGUCAGGAGGCGGAGUGGGCGGGGCGUCUGUCAUCAGCGUUGACAUCAUUGGGGGCGGGGCCUCCGCCUCUUCCUCCACAGCGGCGUCGAGGGCGGAGCUUAUCAACGAGCGAAUCGGCUACAAGCCCCACCCCAAACCGGCCACGCUGCCGACCUUAUUUGGAAGUUUACAGUUUUAAUACAAAAAUAGAUAUUAAUAAAAAUGAUUAAACAGAAGAA
Anoplopoma fimbria (sablefish) is the source of this 460-nucleotide messenger RNA. RefSeq names its product cell division cycle 26 homolog (gene cdc26). Lineage: Eukaryota; Metazoa; Chordata; Actinopteri; Perciformes; Anoplopomatidae. The record is from RefSeq and is a predicted model, not a curated record. Gene Ontology annotation, cellular component: anaphase-promoting complex. Gene Ontology annotation, biological process: protein K11-linked ubiquitination; anaphase-promoting complex-dependent catabolic process; regulation of mitotic cell cycle. The transcript has 3 exons. The coding region runs from base 133 to 420 and encodes 95 amino acids.